ACAUAUUUGCCCUGUGGAAAUAAGGAUUGCUUUUGUUCACCUACCUUUGUAAGAAUCCACUUCUCCUCUUACAAAGGCAAGUGAUUUAUAAUGAAAAUGACACUCUGCUGUAAAGAUAGAGAGCAAACACUUUUACAACUCAACAAAGAAUGUAUUUGUAAAGCUAUAUAACGGAAGGUAUUAGCUGUCCAGGUGAGGGCCAUAUAAAUACAAGAGACGUGAGAGGGAAGGGAACAGUCAUACAAGAUGGCUUCAACAAGAAUGGCACUCCUCUCCAUGGGCCUGCUGCUAUUUUCUGUUCAAGAGACCCUCACCGUCAAGGGACAGGCCUCAGUUGCCAUUAGACUGUCUGUGGAGAACGAUCUGUCUAACUUGACCCCUGAGACCUAUUUGACGUCCGUGGUGAAAGGAGGGGUGCUGCUGGGGGCUUUGAGGAGAAUACAGGAGAUGCAGCCUCACUUCAGUUUCACCCUGAAGGAAGACCCAAACUACGGCCUGUUUCUGGAAAGUGUGAAUGGCGUAGCUGGAAGUGAAAAGGAGCAAACUUACUGGGAGAUUCUGUCAGAAGACUCGGGGGAAUACACGCGCUUGGAUGUGGGAAUUGGCUGCUACACACCAGCGGAAGAUGAACACAUAGUGCUGAGGUUCAGGAGUUGGGCCAUCAUCUGAAUCAUUUGUGACACUGUCAACUGAUAACUUCUUUUUGAUUUAAUGCAGAAGGCGAUGUAAGGUUUAGAAAAAAUACAGCACUAUCUGGUGGUUAACAUUGGUAAUGAAGUAUCCAAAUGUGCCUUACAAAUCAGACCCUAAAAUAUUAAUAAAAUACAGCU
Messenger RNA from Syngnathus acus (greater pipefish), 830 nucleotides. It is a transcript of the gene tcnba, whose product is annotated as transcobalamin beta a. Lineage: Eukaryota; Metazoa; Chordata; Actinopteri; Syngnathiformes; Syngnathidae. Gene Ontology annotation, molecular function: cobalamin binding. The record is from RefSeq and is a predicted model, not a curated record. The coding region runs from base 247 to 669 and encodes 140 amino acids. The transcript is spliced from 4 exons. Gene Ontology annotation, biological process: cobalamin transport.